AUGUGUCUUGCGACAGCUAAGACUAUAUCCUGCUACAGCAAGGAUAUCUACGAUGUCUCCUGUGGCAACGAGGAUUAUAACCUGCUACUGCAAAGUUAUGUUUACGGAGGAUCCUGUGACAACAAGGAUUGCUGGGUUGUCCUGCUAUUGCAAGGACCGAUCGGUGUUGCUUGGUUGCUUGCUUCACUCAAAACGGCUGGCUUCUCGGCCUUUUGGCUAAGGGGCUACAGGGUCCACGUCGACGCAAUUGUCGUGGGAGCCCUGGGCACGUGGGACCCGAUUAACGAGAGGGUCCUGAAGCUACUCCACGUGUCCAGGAGCUAUGACUCUCUGAUGAGGCGAUUGAUCGUGUCGGAGACGGUGCAUUGGUCGCGAGACAUCUACGUCGAGCACGUCUCCGGCACUAGACAGUAG
Molecule: messenger RNA, 414 nt
Organism: Drosophila innubila
Lineage: Eukaryota; Metazoa; Arthropoda; Insecta; Diptera; Drosophilidae
Exons: 3
Coding region: 1-414 (137 amino acids)
Source: RefSeq, a predicted model, not a curated record